Colletotrichum chrysophilum is the source of this 1488-nucleotide messenger RNA. RefSeq lists its product as uncharacterized. The record is from RefSeq and is a predicted model, not a curated record. Gene Ontology annotation, molecular function: DNA-binding transcription factor activity. Gene Ontology annotation, biological process: regulation of DNA-templated transcription. Lineage: Eukaryota; Fungi; Ascomycota; Sordariomycetes; Glomerellales; Glomerellaceae. The coding region runs from base 1 to 1488 and encodes 495 amino acids. The transcript has 3 exons.
AUGACGCGAUCAGCUUCCGCAGAGCCUUCGAAGCCGGCCAAGCGCAAGGGCACCAGAAGCGUCUCUACCUUGACGCCGUCUCAGCUGGCGCGAAAGCGUGCCAACGACAGAGAAGCUCAGCGGGCCAUUAGAGCUAGGACAAAGGAGCACAUCGAGAGACUCGAGCGAGAGCUUGAGGAACUCAAGAGCGAACGCAACCGCGACCAGAGCCAGACCGUUCAGGAGCUCUUGCGCAAGAACAAGGCCCUUGAAGAGGAACUGUUCAAGCUCCGUGAGAGCGUGGGCAUUCCUAAUGGGCAGUCUUACCCAAACUCAGGUACGGCUGCCGCAGCUGCCUCGUCCUCUGCGUGGGUGUCUCUUGUUCGUGCUGACUCGGCUCCAGUAUACGACGACAACCUCAGUUCUAUCAGCGGGGCUGUCCCGAGUCCCAGAUCUUCACCAUUCCCAUCAAACGGUGAUUACAACGUGAUGCAAGAACUCGGCCCCUCGUAUGUGCCCAUGCCGGAUGCGUCAGAGUCAUGGGGCCCAGGCAUUCCCGUUUCCGUUCCCUCGACCGUUUCUAGUCCGUCAUCAUCGGCCAACACGGACGAGUACGGCGCAGGCUACAUCCCCACGAGCGUCCCCGCGCCGAUGAUGGACGCCCGUAGCAUCCCGUCCAAGAUGGAGUACGACGACGUCGACUCUGCAGUCGUGGAAUUCGUAUCCAACCCCGGUGUACUACCAACAACCGUCGGCCCAUUGAUCCGCCAGCCAGGCACCACACUCUGGGAGAUUCCGACACUCAUCGUCCCGCCCACUUGUCGAAUCGACCAGCUGUUGGUUGGCUUCAUCCAGGAUUGCCGCCGACUGUCCCAGCUCAAACCCCUUGACUCGCUCCUCCGGCCUGCCAGGGUCAACAUGAAGAAUUUCCUCGAAUACCAUCCUGCUUCACCUACCAACUCACCCCCACGAUGCCAGCUAGCCGACCUCGACCGUGCCGCUUCCAACUCUGCCGCGGCUUCCGGUGCCAACCAUCCCAUGGCCGAGCUCAUUACCGCCCUCGUCAAUAAGGCCGGCGUGACCAACGUCAUUGAACGCCUCGCCGUCUUUGCGGUCAUCCAGCGGGCUGUUGCUUGGCUGGUGCAUCCGACGCGUGAGGCAUACAUGGCCAUGCUGCAAGAGCUCACGCCCAAGCCGAUCCAGACGGCCAUCCCGCACCCGCAGUGGGUUGACCUGAUCCUCUGGGCCCCCCUACGCACUGCCAUCAUCGAGCGGCAGGAUGCAUACGCAAACGAAGAAUUUCAGGCCGUUUACUCGUCUAGUCUGAGGCUCAUCAACUGGCCGUGCCGACCAAUCGAUGCCCUUGUCGUCGACCCGCAGUCUGGAGAGAUGUGGCUGAGCGACACCUUCACAGCCCACGCCAUGCGCGUCGAAAACUGGCGUCUCAAUGAGAACUUCGUCAGACGCUACCCUGAACUCCGUGGCUGCGUUGCCGUCGAAGGGUCAUAG